Molecule: messenger RNA, 1495 nt
Organism: Anguilla anguilla (European eel)
Lineage: Eukaryota; Metazoa; Chordata; Actinopteri; Anguilliformes; Anguillidae
Product: methylsterol monooxygenase 1
Exons: 6
Coding region: 186-1061 (291 amino acids)
Biological process (GO): sterol biosynthetic process
Molecular function (GO): C-4 methylsterol oxidase activity; iron ion binding
Source: RefSeq, a predicted model, not a curated record
AUACGGUUCGCCAAUCGCUGCGUGAGCUGUGCGCGUUGACGUCAGUCUCCUUUUUCUUUGGCCAAUCGCCGUUGGGAUCGUUCCUGUACAUGUCCUGCAUAGAACGACGGUGUGCGGAACAGGUAGAGACUUCUCUCUGCUAAGUCAACGGAGCCGGGCGAUCUGUCGGUAUAACCGGAGCCGCGAUGGAGGUGAACCACACAGCUGAUAUCCUGGGCACCGCCUAUCUGGCCGUGGAGUACGUUGACUCGCUGCUACCGGCCAAUCCACUGCAGGAGCCCAUGAAGGACGCCUGGGACUACAUGAUGGACAACUACACCAAGUUCCAGAUCGCCACGUGGGGCUCCCUCUUCGUCCACGAGUUCAUCUACUUCGUCUUCUGUCUCCCCGGAUUUAUCUUCCAGUUCUUACCCUUCAUGCAGAAAUACAAAAUACAGCAGGACAAACCUGAGACGUGGGAGAAGCAGUGGAAGUGCUUCAAGGUGCUGCUCUUCAAUCACUUCUGUAUUCAGCUGCCCUUGAUCUGCGGGACGUACCACUUCACCGAGUUCUUCUCCAUCCCCUACGACUGGGACUCCAUGCCCAGAUGGCCCUACCUGCUGGCACAGUGCUUCGGCUGCGCAGUGGUGGAGGACACCUGGCACUACUUCCUCCACCGACUCCUGCACCACAGGAGGGUCUACAAGUACAUCCACAAGGUCCACCACGAGUUCACUUCUCCCUUCGGAAUGCAGGCAGAGUACGCCCACCCGGCGGAGACCAUCAUCCUCGGGGCGGGGUUCUUCAUCGGGAUCAUGAUCUUCUGCAACCACGUGACUCUGCUGUGGGCCUGGGUCACCAUCCGUCUGCUGGAGACCAUCGACGUCCACAGCGGUUACGACAUCCCUCUGAACCCGCUGCACAUAAUUCCCUUCUACGCUGGGGCUCGCUUCCACGACUUCCACCAUAUGAACUUCGUGGGAAACUACGCCUCCACGUUUACCUGGUGGGAUAAGCUCUUGGGCACGGAUUCGCAAUACAAGCACCACCAGCACAAGCAGGAUCUGAAGAAGGAGCAGUGAAGUAAUGGGGAAGCUUCGUUGUUUUUUGCGGUUUGUUUUUUUCCCACGCCCCUCUCUUUCUCUCUCAUCUCUGGUUCUGUUCAGUUCGGUCCCGUGAACAGUGAACGCGGCACGAAUAAAAAGAAAGAGAAGGCCCUCGUUAAAUCCCGACACGGCGCUUUGACUUAUAAUGUACGCAAACGUUUGUUGUCUCCGAUACUUAUGCAACGUGACGCCCACGCGCGGUUUUGGCGGUUGCUGAAACCUAGAAGCGCGCUGCGUAAGAAAAAAGCGACUUGCUGGAAAAAAGACAGCACGCGGUGGUUUAGAUUGAAUGGAGGCCAAAGUCAUGUUGGGAUUUAGUACGGGGAAAUUUUCCAGACUUUAGCAUUCUUAAUUCAUCUUUUCGCGGUGCAUCAUCGUUAAUUUGACCGAUUAUCAUCAUUAGCGUUUUA